Molecule: messenger RNA, 2280 nt
Organism: Hyaloscypha bicolor E
Lineage: Eukaryota; Fungi; Ascomycota; Leotiomycetes; Helotiales; Hyaloscyphaceae
Exons: 2
Coding region: 173-2131 (652 amino acids)
Source: RefSeq, a predicted model, not a curated record
GUACAUCUUGCGUACCUUUGUUCGUGCGCAGUUGUCCCAUGACUCACAUGCCUAUUCGUCAGCUGUAUCUCUUCUCAACACGUUUCUCAUGCUACCGGCGCAAACCCGCUGUACUUGCAAUUUUGCGUCCCAACUUCUAUCUCCUCCAAAUGAUCUUACUUUCACGAGCAAUAUGAACUUGACAAGUUGCAGCGAGAAGUUCGCUUCGAGCCCGAACUGGCAGCUAUAUGGCUAUCUGAGCAAUGAUACAGGGCUGCCUGGUGAGCAACGAGUGAUUAGCCGCAGCGGCUGCCAGGCACUUUGCGGACUCGGUGCAGACACUUAUGACUGGAUGUCGAUUGCGAAUAGUAUUGCAACCUGGGUUUUCCCUAUCAUUGGCAUACUGCUGCAGGCUCCCUUCGAAAGCAACAAUACCAAGGGUACGCUAUUUUCGCUCCUUCGAUGGCUUGGAUCCCCCAUCAGCUCUCUCUCUUACAUCUUUUGGAAUAUUAAAGUCAGUGGGAGGGCGGCCUUAAUCGUGGACAUGGCGACACCAUACAACGAGAGUCCCUCAGAGCAUUCAGACUUCUCUGGCAUUCGAGAUUCUUUUUACAUCCUUACCGUUAUGAACCAGUAUACAAUCAAUCCGAAAAUGCGCACUCCAGCCCAUGGGCCGGAUGUUGCAAAAAAAUUACUCCGUACGGCUCUCUUUGACGAAAUGUUAGAAGUCAAUGAGGAAAAGCUACCCGCCCUUCGGGGGAGAACUGCGAGCCGUCUACGAGAGUCCCGGAAGCAAGGAGUGGUGGCUGUGUUUAUCUCUAUGGGGUGGUUUCUCUUUUCACUCGCAAUCUCAAUUCAAGCAGUAUUUUCGAACAUCGGGCCAAUCGAACAAUCUGACAACCUUGGACUUGGUUUAAUGUUAGCCUGGAUACCCGUCUUGAUUCUUUCUAGUAUAGUAGACCGCAAUCCUGCCAACUCUUCUUCUGUCGAGGAGCGCCUGAACCAGCUUGUCGGCGGCGUCCGGACAGCGCUCUUGAAGACCUCCGAUCCCGAACAAAGCCGAAGGCUGGGGUCCGUGUCCUUCCCAUCGCACAGUACCAGUACUCAAUAUGGUCGAAGGGGUAGCAUGGUGGCAUCAUCGGGUUCGAUCGUGACAAACUGGAUUGGUGCUCUAAAAGAAGAUGCCUUCAAGGGGGACUUUUUCGUUCACUUUGGUGGUCAAGGACGACGCCGCUGGCACUAUGGCGUUGCGAAUGCCGUCCUUGCAGGCCUUGAGGAUCAAUUCAUAAAACAGCACGGCCGCGAUUGGCUUCGCCUUCCAGAGGCGAGAGAGCAGUUGGUGAAGCCAUGCAGGUCUCCCGGGAUCUAUUUCUUCGAUCUUCGCGAGCUCUGGCAUGUUGCUAGUUCCGGACUCGUGGUUGUGGGCACCAUGUUCGGAGCCUUCAUUCUGAAUUACUUUACGCCUCCAUUCGGGAUAGGUUGUCGUGCCGGGGGCUACGCAAUCUUCUGUUGUCUCGUUACACUCAGCUUUGCUGUCGAGAUGGGUGUGUGGUGGUGGACGUCGAACCACACGAGCGAUGAGUUUCUUGAACAAAAGAAAUGGGAGCAUCGGUUUUUCAUCCCCAUGGAGAUCAUUGCUGUAAGCUGGCUGCUCUACAUGGUCAUAGCCCAGUCGGCUGGCCUGUACAAUACCUGCUGGUGUCUGGGCUGGGAAGGUUGGUUUAACUUUAAGACGGUAGGAUCCUGGAGUGGACCAGAUGUCGAGGGGCAUUGGAUCGCGGCCCUGUGCCUCACUCUCACCAUCAUGCUUGUCAGCUUUGCCUUCAUCAUUGAGGAGUGGUGUACGCAAAGUCACAUGGCAACCCAUCAUUACAAGAAAGCGAUGAGAGGGUUGGCAAGGACGAGGACAUUCAAGCGGCUGACGAGUCCAAUUAGAGAGGUUAUCGAUUUUGUCAUUACAAAGUUCAAGCUGCUAAUUGGGAAGAAACGGCGGAGCUUGAUAUGGAAGAAAGGACAUGAGCGUGUUCCUAGCAUCACGGUCCUAACGGGCUCGGUACCGAAGAUAACAGAUGAGGCUGUGGAGGAAGUUCAUAAGAGUGUAGUUGAGAACGAGGGUCAAGAAUCACUUGGCAAUCAACCUCAGCUACCUUAAUUUUAUAUUUCAACGUCGUACUCUAAACGAUCCCUCUUUAACUCCCAUUAUAUAGCAACAACAUCGCCAACUUGCGCCGUUUUCGGCACGACACUACCAUUUCCCUUCUACGUAACCACGAAUCGCCACCCAUGAAGAGUGUCUGGAAG